This is a messenger RNA of Tigriopus californicus, 1105 nucleotides long. RefSeq lists its product as uncharacterized. NCBI's taxonomy places the organism in Eukaryota, Metazoa, Arthropoda, Copepoda, Harpacticoida, Harpacticidae. The transcript is spliced from 3 exons. Bases 232 to 903 code for a protein of 223 amino acids. The record is from RefSeq and is a predicted model, not a curated record.
UCUUAGUGGAGAGAUCUUCCUUUUUGAUGGUGUUCUCUUUGAGUGGAUCAGCAGCACCCAUAACACAAUCCUUGCAAGGUUAAAUUGCAACAUUACCUCUUCAGAUCAAGAGGAAUGUACCUCCAAUACAAUCUGCUAAGUACUUGAAUCAAUGUAUUACGACUUGGAGGCCAUGACGCGUCUGAUCUGUUCCAUUUCCACUUGAGUUCAAUUGUCUUUUAAGUCAUCACAAUGUGUACCUCCACCUUGGGAAUAGUCUGCCCUCAGACUUGUUGCAUGAAAUUUAACCUUAGACAAGGAAUUUUCAUCAUAGUAGCUGUACGAUCUGUCAUUUAUUUAAUCACCAUCAUUGUCACUUUGAAACCAUUUUACCAAUCUGUGGAGGAGCCCUUGACACUUCCAACAUCGGAUGAGAAUUCCAAAACCAGCAUCUUCAUCACCGAAGAUGAAUCUCAAGAAUUGGAGCCUCCCGAAACUUUCGCAGCACUCAUGGCAGUAUUCUUUGGCAUCUGUUUUUCCGUGGAGAUGAUGCUCUUGGCCGGAGUUAUUUGGGCGGUUCAAUGUCUCAUCAUAACAUGGCUCUGCUAUUCAUUGGUCAUAUUCGUAUUUUUCUUGGGUUUAAUUGUGGAUUCGAUUCAUGAUUGGGAUUUGGUAUCCAUUUAUGGGAUCGUCUUGGCCCUUCAUUCGUAUUGUUGUCUCAUCGUAUUUUCGGCUCUCAUGGUGGCUAAAUCCAAUAACGGCGAGAUCAUACAAAGAGGAAAUGGUCCCGCCCAAUUUCAGGACUUGGAAAGUGGUGGAUCUGACGAUAGAGGGCAAGGCUAUCCAAUGAUGUUGCCACACUCCGAAAAGGCUAUAUAUGAUGAAGCGCCGAUUGUAACGCCCUCGGCUCCACCUCCUGAUUAAGAGCUGGUGUUGGUUGAAGCACCGAAGGAUUAUAUGUGGAAAAGAGUGCAAAAAUGCGAAACAAAGUCAGAUAUGGUUCUAUCCAAACAAUACCUAAAGUAUGUACCUAUGUCAUUCAUUAUGAACAUUAAUUCAUAUUUAGUUUCGAUAGAGAUGCUACUCACCAAGAAAUCGUUCAAUAAAUUUCAUUUUCAAAAAAAGG